Ochlerotatus camptorhynchus is the source of this 3478-nucleotide messenger RNA. RefSeq lists its product as uncharacterized. Lineage: Eukaryota; Metazoa; Arthropoda; Insecta; Diptera; Culicidae. The transcript has 11 exons. Gene Ontology annotation, cellular component: plasma membrane. The record is from RefSeq and is a predicted model, not a curated record. Gene Ontology annotation, molecular function: protein binding. The coding region runs from base 280 to 2931 and encodes 883 amino acids.
UCUCGCGAUCGUCGUUUUUGUUUGUUUGUUUAUUUGUCUGUGAAGUUGCGCGCGCCCGCGUGAGAAUUUCGAACAUUGCACGUCUCCGCUACCGUUGUAAACACGCGAUCGUGUGUGAAAAUUUCCAGCUACUGUGCGAAGCGGAGUUUCCCCUUCGGCAACAGUCUUGUCCUUGAAAGUGUUUUCAAUUGAAUAUUCAUGAAUUUGCAGCAAAACAGCAACAGUUGACUGUUUUUUUUUUGCCCAAGUGUUAUUUUGCAACAGUGCUAGCGAUCGAAAAUGGUGAACAAACAAUACAACGUCCAUAAUCCGAAGCUGUACAAGUCCAAGAGUGGACAAAAUUCUCCACCGCCAAUGCGAAGCUUAUCGGAGGUAUCCAACCAGCCGAAUCCUCCGGAUGUGAGCGGCUCGUUGGAGAACAAUUUGAACCACAGUACAGAACAUCAUCACCAUCACCUUCACCCCCAUCGCCAGCAGAAUCAAAUUCAGAACAACUUGGAUUUGGUGGAUGUUCGCCGUCGUACCGGGGGCUCCAAUACCCCAUCAGAGGAAGAUUUUGGUGAAGAUGGUGUCUACGGUCGAAACAUAACAUACUACAGUGAAACCGCCCAGCUUGGUGGUGCCGGUUGUGAAAGCCCAACAGGCGUCGGGCAGAACGAGCGUCUCAAUGUGAAGGAUUUGACCAUCAAUGACAUUGGCCGAUUUCAGUACAUUUUACAAAUGGAUCGAGAAGUGGGAACACCGUACAGCGGCUACACAUCGUCCUCCUCCCAGCACUCUCCCUCCGCACCAAACUCCCUGCCCAGCCACUUGCACGCAAGCCGCCAGAGUUACAACUUCUGGAAGGCUGGUUCCCAGUCCCCACUGACCAGUGCAUCCUCCGUCAAUUCCUUCUUCCGGCCUUCGUCGCACUCACGCUGCUGCCUGUGGAGUGCCCUCAACCUAAUAUGGCGCUUCAUCAAAUGGCCCCUCGCCCUGCUACUGAUAUGCAGCGUGCUAGGUUUUGUUGUAUACUUCUUGGUUGUAGAUAGGGACAUCAUGAGCAGUUCACUGCUGGGAGAGCACAGCAUCUACGAUGUGGAAGAGAAUCUUUCCAUCGACUUCAACGAUUUUACUAACGCUAAUGAUCUGGACAGCGGCCCGGUGACUACCUUUGGUAGGGAUCAUAAAGACAAAGGAGUUGGGUUCUCCAAAGAUGGCUCAACUCCGAAUUCCAAGUUCUCGUUUGGUCUUAAUAAUGAUCUGCUGGCGAUUUUUGUCAAGAAGACCGAACAGAAUCGUAACGAGAACUUGUGGACCUCCACGGAACACGAGAAUCUAAGCGAAGAAACCCCUGCUACGGUGGAGAAGGUCAGCAGCAGUACAACUCACGCUCCGAUUCGGAAGACCAGCACUAUUUCGCUUAAAGACUACACCAAGGCACGCGUCAACUUCGACGAUGAUGAGUUUGAAGAUGCCAUCAACGAGCAUACGACCAGAGCCAUCGAUGCCGGAAUCGAAACCAAUAAUGGCAGACAGGUGGGAUCAAAAGGAGACGAUGGUUCUCUCCGUUCGUUCGGAUUCACUUCAGGUCAUCAAAAUAGUUUUGGCGUUCCCAUCGAGGAAGAUGAGCGUCUGUUGAGGAUGUUGAAUGAACAAUUGAUGAAACUUGAGAAGCAGAGAGAAAAAAACCUAACCACCACAUCGUCGACCACGGAUUCCAGUCUCUAUCGGACAAAGGUUUCCCCAACGCUGCCCAUACUGUCCCGAUUCGAAAUUACCACCGAAGGUUUGAAACGAUUCAAUAUUUCCGAAGAAGGCAUCUGCAAAUCCACGUCCCUGCCACUUUGCCGAGGAAUCCUUCCCUAUGAUCUGACAACGUUCAAAAAUCGCCACCUUAGCAACAUCGAGUACGAACACUUCCAGUAUCUCAUUAAUUCCAAGUGCUCGGUACGCGUUGCGGAAUUCGUCUGCCUGGUACUGGAACCGGAAUGUCGACCAACAAGGAUGGGAACCCUGAGCCCGUGCAAGAGAAUCUGCAAGUCAAUUCUGGAACCAUGCGCUCACAUCAUUGCCAGUUCGGAGGUGCUGACGGCGACGUUCGAUUGCGAUAGCUAUCCGGAUUCCAACGAUCGAAACGUUUGCGAAGAUCCAACAAGACAGAGCGAAUGCUUUGCCAACGAGUUCCAGUGUGCAGAUGCCAGCUGCAUCCCCCUGCAGUGGAAAUGUGACAACAUCAAGGACUGCCAAAACGGCGAGGACGAAGCAGACUGCAAGUUCUGCGAACGGGACGAAUACCGUUGCCUGUCGAACGACAAAUGUAUUCCGGAUAAAUGGCGAUGCGAUCAGUAUGAAGACUGUCCGGAUGCGUCGGAUGAACUGGACUGCUACUAUGAUGAACCGACCACAUUCCCGACGGGAUUCGGUAGCCAACGGGAGUAUCCAUUCGUACAGGUGCAAGUGCCCAACAGUCCUGUUAAUGGCAAACCAUAUUUGACGAUCACCAACGAGGAUCGGGAACGAAACCAGCAGCAGGAACGUAAGGCUCGUCCCUAUCCAGACUAUGACACCUCGCGAGAGGACGAGUAUGAACCGACUGCUGCAGAGAACGUUCCACAGGUCAAUCGAAGGAACCGAACCGAAACGGUUGAGAACCGAACGGAACGGGUGGAAGAUCAGACCGAAGCGGAAACCAGCCAGACAAUUUCCGUUCCCAAAUCUUUGAGUAACUUUCAGGACAGCAAGGAAAUUAUGAUGACUUCAGAUUCCGAAAAUGACUACAAGUACAGUAGCACAAGUAGGUCAUUCCUUACGACCGCCCACGCAUCGCCUUGUCCCGAAGGGGAACUGCGAUGCGUUAGCGGUAUUUGCAUUUCUGUGAGCCAACUGUGUGAUAAAGUUACUGACUGCGCCGAUGGCGCCGAUGAAGCCAUGUGUGUUUAUAAGGAAUAAUACUCGGUAGAGGAACAAACCGAAUCCAACCAAGACAAAAACUGAAACCAUGACCAGAAAGAUUUUUUAUAUAGCAUAGCACUGCCCAGAGAUUGAUUCUUCUUUCUCCUCUCUUUCCAGUUUAGAAAAGGGAUAUGAUCGAAUUGUAUUUAUAGAGUGAUUUUACCUGUUAACUUGUUAUUAGUGCCGCGGAGCAAUUUGUUAGCCUCAUAAGCCAAGAUAUGGAAGCAUCUACUCUGCAUCACAUUUAUCGUUACCAUUGUUGAAGAGUUACCCCCAUGAUGUGUAUUAUUAGACGAUUAAGCGCUAGGACAUUAUGUGUAAUAAUUAAUAGCAGAUAAGCUGAACGCGUUGGAGUGCCGAAAUAGUCCACAAAAUGGGAAGUUUUGUGGAGCAUAUUACGCGAAGCCAAUGUUUGAAAAUUACAUUCAAAAUUUACGUUCUAAUCGGUAGCAAAGCGUUGUAAAUAAGCCAUUUCUAUCUUUUGACUCAUUCCAUAUAAUCUGUUGUAAAUCUUUUUUCAAUAAAUUUUACGUUGAUUACUUAA